AUGCCCCUGCUGCCUGGCACCGUGGGCCUGGCAGGUCUGCUCUUCUGGGCAGGCCAGACAAUGAACGCCUUGAUGCCCAAUGCCACCCUGGCAGUGGCCCAGACCGAGGGCCCAGCUGUGAGGUCUCUGAGUGGCCUGGGGGUGCCCCGGUACCGGCGGAAGCGCCACAUCUCUGCCCGGGACAUGAAUGCCUUAUUGGAUUAUCACAACCACAUCCGGGCCAGCGUGCACCCACCCGCCGCCAACAUGGAAUAUAUGGUCUGGGAUGAGCGGCUGGCCAGGUCUGCUGAGGCCUGGGCCUCCCAGUGCAUUUGGGCCCAUGGACCCUCACAGCUGAUGAGAUAUGUGGGCCAGAACCUCUCCAUCCAUUCCGGCCGGUACCGCUCCAUAGUGGAUCUCGUGAAGUCUUGGUCCGAGGAGAAGCGGCAUUACUUGUUUCCAGCCCCAAAGGACUGUACCCCACGCUGCCCCUGGCGCUGCAGUGGGCCUGUCUGCUCUCACUAUACCCAGAUGGUGUGGGCAUCUUCCAAUCGGCUGGGCUGUGCCAUCCACACCUGUGGCAGCAUCAACGUUUGGGGCAGCACCUGGCGCCAGGCUGUGUACCUGGUCUGCAACUACGCCAUUAAGGGCAACUGGAUCGGUGAGGCGCCGUACAAGACGGGGAGGCCGUGCUCCGCCUGCCCUCCCAGCUACCAGGGCAGCUGCAACAGCAACAUGUGCUUCUCGGGGCUCAAAUCCAACAAGCUCCUGUGGUUCUGAAUCUUCUCUGGGCUCUGGCUGGCCCUCCUGCUGGUCCUGACUCUCCAAAAGUCCCUUCCCAAAGAGCGGGUCAAGGAAUUUUUUUUCAAAGGACCUGAGCUGGGCUCGCUCUACCAAUCCGAACUUUCCCACCUGAUCCCAUUUCCUGAAUGUCCAGCAUGUGCCAGAACAAAAUGACCUCCCCGCCUU
Messenger RNA from Phacochoerus africanus (Common warthog), 948 nucleotides. RefSeq names its product R3H domain containing like (gene R3HDML). The transcript has 5 exons. The record is from RefSeq and is a predicted model, not a curated record. Lineage: Eukaryota; Metazoa; Chordata; Mammalia; Artiodactyla; Suidae. The coding region runs from base 1 to 759 and encodes 252 amino acids.